CAGUCUUCCACGCAUACAGUAGGUCGAUGCGUGCAACGCCUGCGAGUCAGUCAUCCUUCCUAUUCUUCGUCUUCUUCUGGAGCCUGAUAUCCUCUCCUGUUUCGGGAUUUCUCUUGCAACAUCCUUUUUCAAGAAAACACCAAUCUUGUAGCAGAUGUCUCUCCUCACCCGAACUCGGUCCCCUCCCCGGCCCUGCUCCCGGGCCUCCUCCCGAGCCCUCUCCUCCCCUGCCCAGUAAAGGCAUUGUCACCGUUCUAGGGCCGGAUGGCGCGCAGCUCAGAGUGAUUGAAGCGAAGCCCGGAUCCAACCUGAGAAAGACCCUACAAGCCAGCAAGAUCGACGUGUACGACCUGAUGGGCAAGAUGACCAAUUGCAAUGGCCUCGGCCACGGCAUUACAAGGUGGACCCGCAUCUCCGAUAACGCUCCCUAA
Messenger RNA from Nannochloropsis gaditana CCMP526, 431 nucleotides. RefSeq lists its product as uncharacterized. The transcript has 3 exons. The record is from RefSeq and is a predicted model, not a curated record. The coding region runs from base 27 to 431 and encodes 134 amino acids.